Molecule: messenger RNA, 2600 nt
Organism: Scaptodrosophila lebanonensis
Lineage: Eukaryota; Metazoa; Arthropoda; Insecta; Diptera; Drosophilidae
Gene: Gld
Product: glucose dehydrogenase [FAD, quinone]
Exons: 4
Molecular function (GO): oxidoreductase activity, acting on CH-OH group of donors; flavin adenine dinucleotide binding
Source: RefSeq, a predicted model, not a curated record
AGUUCGAUAAACAGUUGCAAGCAGUUAUCGUUUUCCAGCACGAAGCCAAAAAUCGUUCGUGCGAGUGAGUGCGUGCGUGUGAAAAACUGACAAAAUAAAUGUAAAAGAGAGGAAACUAAUUGUGCACAAUUUUUUGCGCGCGCAAAGCGUUGCUGUUACUUAUUACUUUUGUCAGUGUCUUCAGCAAUUGUGUAAUUUGCUUAAAAGCAUUUGCCAUAAGGAGUCACAAUUCCCGUUGACAUUUUGUGCCAGCUUCGAAACUAUUAAUUGUUUUUCUUGCUCGCACCAAAAAGGAAACCAAGCUCAACAACAAGCACAGGUUGUGGCCAAUAAUCUACUGAACGCCAUGUCCGCAGCCACAUCAUCUUGUGAUUGUCUAGUGGGCGUGCCCACAGGUCCCACACUCGCCUCCACAUGCGGUGGCAGCGCCUUCAUGCUGUUUAUGGGUCUACUGGAGGUUUUCAUACGCUCCCAAUGCGAUUUGGAGGAUCCGUGCGGACGGGCCAGCUCGAGGUUUCGCUCGGAGCCGGAUUACGAAUACGAUUUCAUUGUGAUUGGCGGUGGCUCAGCGGGCUCAGUGGUUGCCUCGCGCCUCUCCGAGGUGCCACAAUGGAAAGUGCUGCUCAUCGAAGCCGGCGGCGAUGAGCCAGUGGGCGCUCAAAUACCCUCCAUGUUCCUGAACUUCGUCAACAGCGACAUCGAUUGGCGCUACAACACAGAGCCCGAGCCGAUGGCCUGCCUGUCCUCGAUGGAGCAGCGCUGCUUCUGGCCACGUGGCAAGGUCCUGGGCGGCACUUCGGUAAUAAAUGGCAUGAUGUAUAUACGCGGCAAUCGGGAGGACUACGACGAGUGGGCUGCAUUGGGAAAUCCUGGCUGGGCCUACAAAGAUGUGCUGCCAUUCUUUAUGAAGUCAGAGGACAAUCAAGAGCUGGAUGUCGUGGGCAGCGAGUAUCAUGCCAAGGGCGGUCUGAUGCCUGUGGGCAAGUUCCCCUACAAUCCACCACUCUCCUAUGCGAUUCUCAAGGGUGGCGAAGAGAUGGGCUUUUCAGUUCAGGAUCUCAAUGGUCAGAACUCAACGGGCUUUAUGAUCGCCCAGAUGACGGCCCGCAAUGGCAUUCGCUAUAGCUCGGCUCGCUCCUUCUUGAGACCCGCACGCAUGCGCAGCAAUCUACACAUUCUGCUGAACACGACAGUGACGAAGAUUCUGAUUCAUCCUCACACGAAGAACGUAUUGGGGGUGGAGGUAAGCGAUCAGUUUGGCAGCAUGCGCAAGAUUAUGGUCAAGAAGGAGGUGGUGCUGAGUGCUGGCGCCGUUAACUCCCCACAAAUACUGUUGCUCAGUGGUGUGGGGCCCAAGGAGGAUCUGUUGAAGGUCAAUGUACGGCCGGUCCAUAAUUUGCCCGGCGUGGGAAAGAAUCUGCACAAUCAUGUGGCCUAUUUCACGAACUUCUUUAUCGACGAUGCGGACACGGCACCCCUUAAUUGGGCCACAGCCAUGGAGUAUUUGCUUUUCCGUGACGGCUUGAUGUCCGGCACCGGCAUUUCCGAUGUGACGGCCAAAUUUGCCACUCGCUGGGCCGAGCGACCUGAUAUCCCCGACCUGCAGCUCUACUUUGGCGGCUAUUUGGCCAGCUGCGCCCGUACCGGCCAAGUGGGCGAGCUGCUAUCCAACAGCUCCCGCGCCAUUCAAAUCUUCCCCGCCGUACUGAAUCCCAAGUCAAGAGGUUAUAUUACACUGCGCUCUGCAGAUCCCCUGGAUCCGCCACGCAUCUUCGCCAACUAUCUGACCGAUGAGCGCGAUGUGAAGACCCUGGUGGAGGGCAUUAAGUUUGCCAUACGACUCUCGCAGACCUCUCCGCUCAAGCAGUACGGCAUGCGGCUGGACAAGACGGUCGUCUCGGGCUGUGAGUCGCACGCCUUUGCCAGCGAUGCCUAUUGGGAGUGUGCGGUGCGUCAGAAUACCGGUCCGGAGAACCAUCAGGCAGGCUCCUGUAAAAUGGGUCCCCUACACGAUCCCAUGGCCGUCGUGAAUCACGAGCUGCGUGUCCACGGCGUGCGUGGCUUGCGUGUCAUGGACACCAGCAUCAUGCCGAAGGUAACGGCGGGCAACACGCACGCCCCCGCCGUCAUGAUCGCCGAGAAGGGCGCGUAUCUCCUUAAACGGGCCUGGGGCGCCAAGGUCUGACGUGUGGAUGCAACGUGGACGCUGCAUAGAGUAAUUUAACAAAAACAAACAGCAAUAUUACGAAAAUUGUAUGCAAAAUUAAGCGAAAUUAUUUUUAAGCCAUUUCCACUGUUAUCUAUUGGUUACACUAACUAAGGCCCCCCAAAACCACCCUUUCGACCCACUUACAACGCACUCUAAGCACACCGCGUUGCGCGAUCUUCUCUCAACUUUUUACUAUAAUUAAACAAUCUUGAUAAGUUAAUUGUACGCUUAUUAAAAGAAUUUCACCACUUCUGCCUUUUACGCGAACAUAGGAAAUUGUGAAUUUAAUCGAAUCCAGAAAAUUAAAUGAUAAGUAUAAUAGAAAUUAGUAAUUAGAUGUUAAAAAAUAUUGAAUAUGCAAUUUCUUAAAUAAAAAUACCAUUAAAAUUGA